This is a messenger RNA of Cataglyphis hispanica, 2173 nucleotides long. Its product is annotated as elongation of very long chain fatty acids protein-like. Gene Ontology annotation, cellular component: endoplasmic reticulum membrane. The coding region runs from base 240 to 1220 and encodes 326 amino acids. NCBI's taxonomy places the organism in Eukaryota, Metazoa, Arthropoda, Insecta, Hymenoptera, Formicidae. The transcript has 4 exons. Gene Ontology annotation, biological process: fatty acid elongation, saturated fatty acid; very long-chain fatty acid biosynthetic process; fatty acid elongation, monounsaturated fatty acid. The record is from RefSeq and is a predicted model, not a curated record. Gene Ontology annotation, molecular function: fatty acid elongase activity.
CAAGGACGGUGCGGCCUCAGUUUGUCGACAGCUGUCUCGCGACAUAGAUAAUCACUCUCGUUGGUAUCCAUACCACGAUUUAUUUAUUUUUUCGGGUGUAUUGCUCGCGAUUAUUGCUCGUGAUCAAAACUCGUUCGCGAAUUCGACGCCGUGUCCGCGGUGAAACUUGUAUGUAGACGCAUCUUCUUCCGCACUGGCGGGAUUUCAUAACGAUAGAAGCACGCGGAGAAUAGCGAACAAUGCAGCAAUUGAUACGAUUGAUAUACGAUGGCUAUCGAGACCUUAUGGACAACAAGAGCGAUCCCAGGGUCAACAAUUGGGCUAUGAUGAGCAGCCCGUUUCCUACGCUAGCGAUUUGCUUAUUCUACGCUUAUUUUGUUAAGGUCCUCGGACCAAAGCUGAUGGAGAAUCGAAAAGCCUUCGAUCUCAGAAGAGUGAUGAUAUGGUACAAUCUCUUUCAAGUAAUAUUUUCGUCAUGGUUAUUCUACGAAGCCUGGGUUGCCGGCUGGGGUGGACACUACUCUUUCAAGUGUCAGCCGGUCGAUUACUCGUAUAAUCCAAUCGCAUUACGGAUGGCGCGAGGUUGCUGGUGGUACUACAUCUCUAAGUUCAUUGAAUUCACAGACACAAUCUUCUUUGUAUUAAGGAAAAAGAAUGAUCACAUUAGCACCCUCCAUGUUAUUCAUCACGGCUGCAUGCCUAUGUCCGUUUGGUUCGGAGUUAAGUUCACUCCUGGCGGUCACAGCAGCUUCUUCGGUUUCCUGAAUACUUUUGUACACAUCGUAAUGUACUCGUAUUAUCUUCUGGCGGCGCUCGGCUCACAAAUACAGCCGUAUCUAUGGUGGAAGAAAUAUCUGACGGCCCUGCAGAUGGUCCAGUUUAUUCUCGUGAUGAUUCACGCAUUCCAGCUGCUCUUCAUCGAGUGCAACUACCCGAAGGCCUUUGUUUGGUUGAUCGGUAUGCAUGCCGUGAUGUUUUACUUCCUUUUCCGCGGCUUCUACAAGAAAGCGUACAAGAAGAAGGAUUCGAAAAAUGUGUCUGUUAAGCGAAAGGUCCUCAAAGACGAUAAGGAGCAAGAUACGCAAAGUUUCCAGAACGAUAUCAAGGAGAACAAAAACGACGUAAUAUAUGCGAACCAAUAUAAAAUGGCUACCGGUUACAUCUCGGACAGCGGUCUUAGGAAUCGCGUGUUCAUCGACAAUCGAGGCUUUGACGAAUGAUGACAAGCCGAUGUUUAAAGAGACUUCAAUUGCACAUCGAAUGUACAUUUAGCUGCGAAUCAUAUAAAACGCUCUGCGCGAUCAAAUAUAAAAAAAGUCAAGAUUCAGAGACCAGACUAAAAAAAUCCAGAGAAAGAAAUGAAAAAGUAGAAAGAAAAGCACGUUAGACGUCUUUUCAUAAUUUCUGUUAGUGAACUUAGUAUCAUUCUCUCUGAAUUUCUAGGUAAAGUUUUUUAUGUGUAGAGAAUGCUUUUGUAAUUUUUGUGUUAUGUAAGUGUAUAUGUAUGAAUGCCUGUAUUUGUUAGUGUAUUGCAAGAGGUGGAAACAGACUAGAUAAACUGCUAACAAGAUUGCCAAGAUUAACAAAAUAUUGUUUUUCUUAAUUAAUGAAUCAAAAUGCACGCACAUUGAUUCUUCUAUAAAUUAUUUAUUAUGAAUUAUUCUUUUCUUUAAAGAAUAUUCUAAAUUUCUUUGGUUAUAUGAUCCUAUUUAAUUUUUGACAUUUGAAAAAAAUUUUCAGUCCACAUCAGAUCUGUGAUGAAUUUUAAUUGCAAGUUAAUAAAAAAUUCUUUGACAAGAGCUUCCACUAAUGAAUUAUUUUAUUCUUUUAUUUUUAAUUAAUAGAAAGCAAAUUAUUUUCAUUUAUAUUUUUGCUAUUAAUAUUAAUUACAAAAUAUAUUUUGUCUUCCAGAAAAUUAAAAAAAAAAAAUUACAUUACUAAGUAAAUAUAUAUAAGAUAAGCACAUUUCAUCAUAUAUAUUGCCGGCCAAAAGUUUGGAUACAACAUUAAAAGUCUAGAUAUUAUAAAAAUGUUAUUGAUGUAGUUUGUAUUUAUAUUAGAGAUAAAUGAUUAUUUUGUAAUGAAUGCUGCAUAUUUUCCCAAUAUCUUAUGAACAAAAUUGAAACAGCUUUUAUACUAAAUUUCUUUUGUAAAAUAAAGACUAAUCGAGCAA